This is a messenger RNA of Trichoderma gamsii, 1617 nucleotides long. RefSeq names its product monooxygenase. The transcript is spliced from 3 exons. Gene Ontology annotation, molecular function: NADP binding; N,N-dimethylaniline monooxygenase activity; flavin adenine dinucleotide binding. The record is from RefSeq and is a predicted model, not a curated record. Lineage: Eukaryota; Fungi; Ascomycota; Sordariomycetes; Hypocreales; Hypocreaceae. Bases 1 to 1617 code for a protein of 538 amino acids.
AUGGACUCUGAGUCGGAAACUUACAAAUUUUGCAUUGUUGUUGGCGCUGGUGUAGGCGGCCUCGUGCAGGCUGCGGAGUUGCUGCGAAAGAAAGUCUUACAGCCGCAGGACUUGCAUAUCCUGGAACGAAACAGUGAUUAUGGAGGCGUUUGGAAAGCUGCAACUUAUCCAGGUGCUGCCUGCGAUGUUUUUAGUUGCACCUACCAAGUCAGCUGGCAUCGAAAUCCAGACUGGAACUAUCUUUUCCCCACAGCUUCAGAACUUGUCCAAUACUAUCAAAACUUUGCCAAAUAUUACAAGAUCACCGACUGCACUACCUUUGACCAGAACGUUACACAAGCCACUUGGUCUGAAGAGCGAUCGUUGUGGGUCGUGGACGUUGAAGAUGCCCUAUCUGGAGCAUGCAAACGUUGGACUUGCCGCAUUCUUAUACAGGCUGCCGGAACGUACAAUCGAACAAGCACACCGCAAAUUCCGGGAAUGGACCAGUUCACGGGCGAUAUGUGGCAUGCUUCUGAGUGGCCAGCAAAGUACGACUUCACCGGAAAGUCUGUGGCAUACGUCGGAACUGGCCCAACAUCUGUUCAGGUACUGCCAUAUAUUCAAGCACAAGCAAAGUCGGUCAGUGUAUUUUGCCGAAGCAUGACUUACUGCCAUCCGUUCAACAACUUUAAAUAUCCGGCUUGGAUCAAAUGGGCCUUCAGAUGGAUCCCUGGGUUUCUUGCCUUGUACGCCUUCUUGGUUGGGAAUCUUUUUGGUCUCUGGGCAUAUUUCGCUUUUCGACCUGAAUCUUGGAUGGCGAAGAAUACCGAGCGCUAUUGUCGCCGUACUUUAGAGAAACAAGUGCCUGACAAUAUUCUGCGUCAAAAAUUAACGCCGGUCGGCCGAUUUGGAUCUAAGAGGCCAUUGGUGUCUCUCUCGGGAUUCUUUGAGACGCUUCAGAAGGAUAAUGUUGAGGUAAUUGGUAACCCCAUUGUUGGGGUUGAUGAAUAUGGCGUUAUUACAAAGCGACCACACACAGACGAUGUCGUUUUGCAGAUUGACGAUUCAACCGCAGUCAGCCGCCAGAGCUCAGAAUCUCAACCAAAGACACAGUCUUUGCAUAUUCAAGCAGAUGUUCUCAUAUGGGGAACUGGGUUUAAAAUGCAAGGCUGGGGUGGAGCAGUGCCUACAAUAGGUCGUGAUGGUCAAGUUCUCAGCGAUCAUUGGAAGAAUUCGCCUAAUGCUCUAUAUGGAACAAUGACAUCAAAAUUUCCCAAUCUCAUCUUCAUGAACGGCCCCAACACUACUACGCCUUGGUCAAGUUUGAUCCGAGGACUGGAGAUGCAAGCGGCAUUCAAUCUCAAGAUCAUUCGACGCAUCUAUCAACAAUCUGUCACGCUUCCACGUUAUACCAUAGAACCCCGCCGAGAAGCAGAAGAAGCUUGGACAACAUCCAUGCAGCCAGAGCUCAACAAACUUGCUACUAGCCCGCAAUAUGGACCUGCUUUUUAUUAUUUGAAUGAAAGCGGACAAAAUACCUUCUUCUUUCCGUGGGCACAACGAUAUUACCAAUGGAGGACAAGAAGAUUAAAUAUCGUGGAGUAUGUUGAGUCGGGAUUGUCCAACUUGAAGUAG